GAAUAAGGAAUUAAAUUACAAUUAUGGCUGUAAUUCAAUCAAAUUCUGGCCAACGAUCGUCCAAAUGUCCGGACGGAGGCUGGGGUUGGGUUGUCGUGUUCGCCAGUUUUAUGAUACAUGUGAUCGCUGAUGGAGUUACCUAUACUUUUGGCAUAUUUUACUACGAAAUACUUAAACACUAUAAAACCAGUAAUGCAAUGACUUCAUGGGUAGCAUCCAUUAUGACGGGAACUACAUAUUGUGUAGGUCCGAUAGCCAGUGCUUUGACAAAUAAAUAUGGCUGUAGAGCCGUUACUAUAGCCGGUGCUAUACUAUCGAGUGUCGGCUUUUUAUUAAGUUUGAUCGCACCCGACGUUAUCACACUUUACUUUACUAUAGGAAUCUGUACGGGAUUUGGCUUUGGGCUCAUGUAUUUGCCCGCAAUUGUCAGUGUUAGCUGUUAUUUUGAAAAGAAGAGAGCAUUUGCCACUGGAAUAGCUGUUUGCGGCUCAGGCAUUGGUAGCGCUAUAUUGGCGCCACUAAUUGAAUGGCUAAUUGUAAUCUAUGGGUGGAAGGGAGCGAUGCUUAUAGUGUCGGGACUGACAUUAAAUUGUUGUGUUUUUGGAGCACUUUUCCGCCCACUUGAAGAUAAUUAUGAAGAUAAUGACGAUAAAUGUGAAGAAAACGAUGUUAAAAGACCACUCAAAGAUGCGGUUCCCAAAUCAAUAUCAGCCAAUGAAGCUUUUAAGAUGAAACCAACGUUAGAGAUAAAUGUGACGACAAGUAUUGAAGAGGAGGAAGAAGAGCUGGAUAUGUGUCGCGAAAAAAAUGAUUAUUUAAAGAAUGAAUGCAUUAGUUUAGCCAAUAAUUUACACGAAUUUGUCGGUGAAAUGCGAUGUCCGACCAGACACUCAUUUUCGGUUAACAAAGUCAAUGAAAGUCUUAUAAACGAUAAUUUUAAUGAAAAUGGUAUACAAAACGCUACGAGUAUGAGUUCAGUUCAUGUUUACAAUACUGAAACAAGUGCUGCAAAAAACUCAGAGAGACGAAGAUCCUGUUCCUUAUCGCCGGGAGUUCUCUAUCGUAAAGACAUCUUUUAUAGCGGAAGUCUAAUAAAUAUACCGCACUAUAAAUCAAAUGCCGAUUUACAUCAAUCGUCUAAAAAGUCGUCGCAAACCAAACAGUGUUUACUCUUCCGUUGUCUUCAUUGUUCCCAAGAAAUGAUCGACACAUUCAACGAAAUGCUUGAUUUUACUUUAUUAAAGACCGCAAUAUUCUUGACAUUUGCGAUCUCUAAUUUCCUAACAAGUAUUGGUUUCUUUGUUCCGCACAUUUAUAUUAAAGAUAGAGUGGUCGGUCUCGGCAUAGCUUCACCAGAAGAGUCUGGAUUUUUUAUAUCUUUGAUAGGUAUCGCCAGUACUGUCGGCCGACUUGUGUUCGGCUAUCUGUCGGACCAUUCAUUUGUGAACCGUCUUUGGCUAUACAGUGGUAGUCUGACUGUAUGUGGUAUCGCAACAAUGUUCAGUUCAUUAGCCCGUUCCUACAAUUUAAUGACAAUCUAUUGCACAAUAUUUGGUAUUUCUUGUGGGACUUAUGUAAGCCUUACGUCAGUAAUUUUGGUCGAUUUAUUAGGAAUUGAAAAGUUGACCAAUGCUUUUGGUAUACUACUCCUGUUUCAAGGGGUCGCCUCCUUUAUUGGGCCUCCAAUUAUUGGUUGGUUAUAUGAUAUGUCUGGUUCAUAUGAUCCUGGUUUCUAUGUAGCCGGUUGUAUGAUAGCUAUGAGUGGAAUAAUGCUAUACUUUAUAGCAUUAGUGAAAUAUUUCAAGUCAUUGAAGAAAAGUUUUUCACUUUAA
This is a messenger RNA of Oppia nitens, 1832 nucleotides long. RefSeq names its product monocarboxylate transporter 12-like (gene Mct1). The transcript is spliced from 8 exons. The record is from RefSeq and is a predicted model, not a curated record. Gene Ontology annotation, molecular function: monocarboxylic acid transmembrane transporter activity. Bases 24 to 1832 code for a protein of 602 amino acids. Gene Ontology annotation, biological process: monocarboxylic acid transport; transmembrane transport. NCBI's taxonomy places the organism in Eukaryota, Metazoa, Arthropoda, Arachnida, Sarcoptiformes, Oppiidae.